CCGAACGCACCGCACCUCUAGCGCAUGCCAGCGUCGCAGCCUGCGCGCUCGCGAUCUCGACACCCCUACGUAACACAACCUCUAGUUAUGAUUAAAUCUAGAAUUAAUUGGUGGAUUUGAAAUCAAUUCUAAGUACAUUGACGUCAACGUUACAGUGGAAGCAGCAGUGAGUGCGAUAGGAAAACCAUUUUGCAGUUUCCCGCCCAAACGAGGAUGUCCAGGCACGUACUUCUCUCGCGUCUGGCGGAGCAGUUCCAGCUAUCAUCUCCCCCGCCCGCGCACCGCUACCCCUCCCCUGAACGCAGUGUGUCUCCCCAGUCGCCGUCCUCCCCGCAGUCGCCGCCGCAGUCGCCGACUCUACCCCAUAACUUGCUGCAGCUCGGAGACAUCGAGAUAGCAGGCAGAGCUCUGAAGCAGUAUGCUAGAGCCACGGAACUAGGAGCAUUGAUGUACUGUAGCGGCCUCGGAGCCCUAUACGGCGCAGGAGGAGGUGUCUGGCCACUGCUGCUGCCCCGCCACUCUCCGCAGUACGCCCGAACUCCUAUCGAACUUGCCAGACACACGCCACCUAGAGAAGACGACGAGGAGCUGCCUCUGAACCUGUCGACGAAGAACCGUCAGAUCUGGUCGCCGGGCAGCGCGUGCGAGCGCGAGCGCGGGCCCGGCUCCCCGUGCUGGGAGCCGCGCGACGACGCGCCGCUCGAGCUGGUCAAGCGCGGCCACGCCAGCCCCGACGCCGACCGUCCCGCCACCCCCGACCCCUGCCGGUGUCCCUCCACCCCGCAAUACCAACCUUACUCUGCCCUUCAAACGCCCGCGGCUGAUCUCAAUUUCUCACUCAUCAAGAGCGAAAAUAGAAGCGAAAAGUCAUUCCAAUGCAAGCAGUGCGGAAAAUGCUUCAAGCGGUCGAGCACUUUGUCGACUCACCUCCUCAUCCACUCGGACACACGGCCCUAUCCCUGUCAGUACUGCGGGAAACGCUUCCAUCAGAAGUCCGAUAUGAAGAAACACACAUACAUACAUACAGGCGAGAAACCCCACAAGUGCGUGGUGUGCUCGAAGGCGUUCAGCCAGAGCUCUAAUUUGAUCACGCACAUGCGCAAGCACACCGGCUACAAGCCCUUCUCGUGCGGGUUGUGCGAUAAAGCGUUCCAGCGCAAGGUGGACCUGCGUCGGCACCGCGACUCGCAGCACGCCGACGCCGACGCGCCGCCUGCGCCGCUACGCUACCGCUACUACGGCGACGAAUCGCCCACACCUCUCGCGCCUAUUGUCACCAACUGAACUUUGAACAUUUUUAAUGUGUUACCUAUCACAACUAAUCUAUGAUUUCUAAGUCAAUCGCCGAAGUGGAUCAUUUUUAUUACCUUAAGCACUGGAUGGGGACGAGAAAACGACUAGCGAUCGACUAUAUUAUUGUGUAAAACAUGCAUAUAAAAGAAUUGCAAGUAUUAGUUGUCGUGCACUCUGCCGGCAAGUAUAGUUACAUUUUCCUAAAAGAAAGUAACUCACUAGUGAAGUUAGGUACAACUUAUCACCGCUAGUCGUUUCUCACUAGUCGUCGGCGGUGGGCAGCUGCUGAUUUACAUCGUUACCACCACAAUACCACGAGUCGGUUGAAUAUGUCAACUAAGUAGGUUGUAGGUACCUACCUAUUUUCUUUGUGUUUUUUUUAGUGACCAAAGAACACGGCAUUGAACUCCUUAAUCAAAUUUAUAAUUUGAAUCUUUAAUUCGUUGAAUAAUCCAAAUUAUAUGUAAUUCAUGCACUGGCACAGUACAAAUAUGUACCUUACUAUCAUUGUGUCCCUAGUUAAAAGAUAUGUGAUUCUGUGAAUCCGAGGCUGCUUAUAUUUAUCAAUUGAUGUUACCCUAGGUAUAGUGCCUAAAUGAGUUAGUAAUUUAUUGCUGAUAAAUACUUAUAAUAACUGACGUAUUUUGCACGUCCAAUCAUUGGAAUAUUUACGUUAAACAAACAAAAGCAUUUAUUAAACUAAUGUACUUAACCGAUCAGGUAUUUUGUGAUAAACAAGCAAAUUACAGAUCAUUACAUUGUAGGUAGCAAUAGAGGCUGUACAAAUGAAUUGUCCGAAAUCAAUUAAUCCGUCCUUUGUCAACGUGAUAAGAGUAUAUGUACAUACAAGUUAGUUAAUUUUAUGGGUGCAUACAUACCAGAUACCUGUCAGAAACAUGCAGGCAGACCAUUAAUUUAAGAAUAGUCUAUUAAAAACCAAAGUAAAGUGUCUUAGGUUUAGGUCAGUGUGAAACGCUUUAUUUAUUUAGAAUAAGAUGUCUGUAAGUAUCUUUGCCUUAUUACUUUACACUUGUGCUAAUAAUAUUGUAAUGUUUGACAUACAUUUUAUAGAAUUUAAGUUUUCGAUAGUCUAAGUCAAUCAUGAAUUAUGCAUUUAAAUAUGUAGUAUAACAUACAGUCAAAAUAACUAAAGUUGUAAUCAAGUAUUGUUCGAAUGUAGGUAUACUCGUACAACGUAUACCCAAUUCAUGUGAUUGUAUUUUUUGAAUUAAUAUUAUUAUGACGAGCGGAUUUUAUGGCCAGGUCUAUUAUUAAGUACAAAUUUAACAAAAUUAUACCACGUGUCUUAUACUAAAUAAGUAACCAGUUCAAAGUUCAAUACUACAAAAUAUCCUGCCGUUUAUUUCCUAUGGCAACUAAACGUAUAUUAUGUUCCUAACCGACCACUACGAAUAAAAUAUGAACCGAUCAUUCAAAAAUGCUAUACAUGUACUUAUUGUUACCAUUUUAAUUUUAUUUCGUUACCAAUAGAACUUCGUAAAAAUCAUAGUUUGCAAUUGCACUACAUGAAAAUUGCACAUUUCGAAUUAAAACUUAAAUACUGAAAUAUAAUGCAUUUCUUAACCCUUAAAACCAUUACUAUAAAUCAUAUCAUACCAUAAGGUAAGCAUAGUGAUACGUAUGUACGAGAUAUCAGAACCAUUUUUGUGCGUUUACCAAUUUAAUUUUCUGUUUAUCUUUAACUUAGUUACAUAAACCCGGUACAUCACUUUGUAAGUCGGUUGGUGCUAGGUGAUUUUAAUUUUAAUUUAAAUAUUUAAGACCGCUGAACCUUAUGAAUGUGAAUAAGUGGUCGUUUGCACAGGCACGAUUUAUGUUGAGUCAUGGGCCACUGAUUUAUUGAUACGACCCUACAAAAGAAAUGAAAACGGCAGCGCAGUGUUAAAUGUGUACCUAUAGGUAUAGGUGUAACUAACGUCUGUAAUAUUAAUAUUAUUUUAGAGCCUGUGUCCAUAUAUAGUGCAAAUUAUAUUGGUAUAAUUCGAAAAGUGAUGAUAGUUAAAUAUAAUAUCAUAAAUUAUAAUAUACGUUAUGCUAGGAAUAACGAGCACCUGAUGCAAUGGUUUAAAUAUACGCUUCUUUGUUAUUAGUUAAUUCAAGCUUAAGUUAAUUUACCUAGUAAGUAUGUAUAAUUUUAUAAUAAAUGAGUGUUCUCAUUGCAAGUGUGGCGUCACGUUGAAUCUGCACAUUUGGUGAAGAUAACGGCUAGAACACCAAAGAGUACCCGCUACGAAAACUCGUAUAAUACCAGUGUCAAGAUUUAUCUGUACUUGUGUAGGUACAUUGCAAUUAAAUACAUAUAUGCUGAAAUAAAACAUUUUGAACCUGAAAUGUAACCUCUGAUUUGUAAAAAGUCGUUGUAAUAGAACAUUAAGAUACAAGUGCGAAAAGUAGGAAAUACGCAAUGAGUGUGGCGAUAAAUUAAAAUACGACCGAAGGGAGUGUUUUAAAUCGACACGAGUUGCGAAUUACCUUUUCGCACGUGUACGUUUUACAAUACAUAUAUAUGCACGUAUGGUGCUAGUUGCCGCAGUAUGCCGGUAAAGUAGUACCAUAUGUACUCCAUAAAUUCUUAACGUUUUUCUGGAACAUUUAUGUAUACCAGAAAAAUAUUAAGAAUAUAUCUACAAUAUUCCUUGUAUUUUUAAAUAGUGCGGUGACCGUUUUAUUUCAAUUUUGAUAUUUACACUUGCUUGGCAUUGCUCGAGGAUUCAACGCAAACAACCCUUUGACCAAUCCCGAGUGCUAUGAUAUUAAUAGUAGGUAAUUCGUGUACAGUCGCCAUCAAAUAUAUUGGAGCGGCCAAGGUCUCACAAUAUCUGAACACGCACUCUAACGCCUUUACAAUAGAGACGUGUUCAGAUAUUUGUGAGCACCUUGGCCGCUCCGAUAUAUCUGAUGGCAACUGUACCUAUAAAUACGAGGUAAUAUUGCGUUGAGUUCAUGAGUCGAUGCGAUACUUACAGUUGUUGUUACGAAUACCUACUUACUUGCUACUUACACGCAAUUUGGUUUUUUGUGUAUCUUUUCAAAAUAUUUGUAAUUUAUUUAGGCCAGUUUAAUAUAUGAAUAUU
Molecule: messenger RNA, 4388 nt
Organism: Cydia fagiglandana
Lineage: Eukaryota; Metazoa; Arthropoda; Insecta; Lepidoptera; Tortricidae
Product: endothelial zinc finger protein induced by tumor necrosis factor alpha-like
Exons: 6
Coding region: 214-1284 (356 amino acids)
Biological process (GO): regulation of transcription by RNA polymerase II
Molecular function (GO): RNA polymerase II cis-regulatory region sequence-specific DNA binding; DNA-binding transcription factor activity, RNA polymerase II-specific
Source: RefSeq, a predicted model, not a curated record